CGCUACGUUGUAAUCCUUUAUUUCUUCCUUUCUCUUUCUCUUUUCUCUUGGAAAUAAUACCCAACCACUGCAUUGAUCAAGAUGCCUGAAAUCAACGCCAUCCUCUUCGACUGCGACAACACCCUCGUUCUCUCCGAGGAGCUCGCCUUCGAGGCCUGCGCAGACCUCAUCAACCAGAUCUGCGCCGAGCGCAACGUCCACGUCAAGUUCACCGGCGAGACGCUGAUCCAGGAGUUCGUCGGCCAAAACUUCCGCGGCAUGCUCACGACGCUGCAGAAGACGCACGGCAUCGAGAUUGCGCCCGAGGACCUGGAGAAGUACGUCUUGGCCGAGGAGGACGCCGUCAUCGCCAAGCUCAAGGCCGCGCUGAGGCCGUGCGUCGGCGUCGACGAGCAGCUCGAGGCGCUGCAGCGGAGCGGCAAGUACCAGCUGGCCGUGGUGUCGUCGUCGGCGCUCCGGCGGGUGCGCGCGUCCAUUGAAAAGGUCGGCCAGGACAAGUUCUUCCCCGGCGACGUGGUGUUUUCCGCGGCGACGUCGCUGGAGAAGCCCACGAGCAAGCCCGACCCGGCGAUUUACCUGCAUGCGCUCAAGGUGCUGGGCAAGGCGGCCGGCGAGAGCGUGGCCGUGGAGGAUAGCAAGAGCGGCACUCUGAGCGCCACGAGGGCGGGCAUCAAGACGAUUGGGUAUGUCGGCCCGUAUGCCGCCGACAAGCAGGAGGAGAUGGAGGGCGUGCUGCGGAAUGCGGGCGCGGUGGUGAUUAUGCGCGACUGGAGCGAGUUUCCGGCUGCCCUGGCCAAGAUUGAGAAGGGCGAGGUUUAGAUUGGCUUCAUGUAUCUUUUUUAUUUUGGUUUAUUCUGCAUUAUGGGUUAUGCCCUUUGAAGGCUUGGAAUUGGGUUCUUUUUGCUCGUUGGCUUGGUUCAUAAAGGAGAUCAAGACAGAAACACCAACAUGGCAAGCUAGAUAUGAAUAGAUAUGACGGAACGAAUUUGACGCUUCUUG
This is a messenger RNA of Trichoderma virens Gv29-8, 999 nucleotides long. RefSeq lists its product as uncharacterized. NCBI's taxonomy places the organism in Eukaryota, Fungi, Ascomycota, Sordariomycetes, Hypocreales, Hypocreaceae. The record is from RefSeq and is a predicted model, not a curated record. Bases 82 to 819 code for a protein of 245 amino acids. The transcript has 2 exons.